Ananas comosus (pineapple) is the source of this 5436-nucleotide messenger RNA. RefSeq lists its product as uncharacterized. Gene Ontology annotation, biological process: DNA integration. Bases 1 to 5436 code for a protein of 1811 amino acids. Gene Ontology annotation, molecular function: nucleic acid binding. The record is from RefSeq and is a predicted model, not a curated record. The transcript has 6 exons. NCBI's taxonomy places the organism in Eukaryota, Viridiplantae, Streptophyta, Magnoliopsida, Poales, Bromeliaceae.
AUGUUAAAUCACGGAGCCGGGGAGCAUGAACAGGUCAGCCAUGAUGAUCGAGGUGGAGCAGGGAGUCCAUGGGGGAAGUGGCGACAGCAGGAAGGGAUAGGUGAUGGGGUAGAAACUGGGAGCAGGGCGGACUUCGGAUCGGAGCUAGAGGAGGAUGGAGCGGAUAAAAAGGCGAACCCAAUACCCGGCGGAUUGUGGAGAUUGGGAGGAGAAGGACCCGGAACCCGCUUACCCGGCAACAGGCGGCCAUUGGGCCUAGUCAUUCCGUUUGCAGGCCCAUGGAAUAAAGAGGCAGAUUGUAACCUAAUUAGGUUUUAUGGAAAAAUUGUUAAGUCUUUGCUCUUCUCAUCAUCUUCUUCCUCCUUCUUCCUCGCCUCCAAAUCUUCGACUAUCCUUGUCGAGAUACCAGUUGAUUGGUCAUCAUUCUCUACGCCAUCCUCGUCUCAGCGAAUUAUCAUCAUCGACCGGUUGCGUAGAGUCAGGCACGACAAGAUUGGGGGCAAGCGAGGCAACAAGUUUCGAUUUAACCCAAAGGAGUAUCUGGAAGACUUAGAUAUGGCUGAAGGGACCCGAUUAAGGGAUAUUAGUGAUCACAUCCACUCUUUAGAAGAGAAGUACCAGAAGUUGGGAACAGAGCAUCAAGUUCAUAUCGAAGCACUUACCCACCAGCUAGCCGAAGUGAGGGAUACAGGGCAAAAGCAAUUCGAGUUGCUGCAAGCUGAGGCUGCCAGGAGACAUGAGGAGCUGCUGAAGCUUAUAUCCGCCCAGCCACCUACACUCAAGACUCCAGGCGAGGCGCCCUCAUCCGAACGCAAGUACAAGCCUGGAAGUAGUAGCACACCAAUUAUGAUCAGAGAAGAGAAAGGUAAAGGCAUUCUACCCACUCCAAGCAAACCACUUGAGAUGGAGGAAGAGCACACUUCUCCGUGGGGUCAUCGAAGUUUCAAUCAUCACCAGCAUUUACCCUACCCUCGCUUAGAUUUUCCGUCAUUCGAAGGGGAAGAUCCCAGAAGUUGGAUCGAAAAUUGCGAGCAAUACUUCGAGUUAUAUCAAAUACCUCAACAUCAAUGGUUAAGUGUAGCAACGAUGCACCUGAUCGGCAAGGCAAAGACGUGGAAGCAAGGGUAUUUCGUCAAUAAACAGAUGGUUUCUUGGGACGAAUUUACCGAAGCAGUGUGUCGAAGAUUUGCUCAAGUAGGGGAAAGGUACCUGAUCCGAGAGUUCAGCAACUUGAAACACACGGGGACAUGCGAGAAAUAUCAAGAAAGGUUUGAGGAACUAAGGUACCAAUUACUUUACUACAAUCCGCAUUUAACAGAAGAAUACUUUAUUGCAUGUUAUAUUAACGGGCUCAAAGAGGAGUUGAUUCACUUCUUGGACAUCGCACAUCCGAAAACAUUGGAAAAAACUUAUGAGCAAGCACAGUUGCACGAGAAGGCCAUAGCCGCACUUAAUAGAAGAAACAAAUAUUUACCCAGAGGUUCGGGAGGCCCAUACCAAUCAUCCUCGCCCUACAGAAGCAAUAUUGGAACGGGGCUUAAUAAGGGUGGCGAAAAUUUAAGAAACCAGUACCAAACUUCACAAAGAAAUCAGGUAACUCAGAACCCGGUCAACAGGCAGUUAAUAGAACAGCGGAGAGCAGCAGGACUGUGUUUCAGGUACAGAGAAAAGUAUCACCCAGGACACGUAUGCAACAGUAAGUCCUUAAACACUUUACAAGCUUCCGAGGAAAUUGUUGAAGUUUAUGAUGAGGAUUGUUUACAUGAAGAAACGGGUGAAGGAGGAGUUGUAGACGGAGAAGAGCAGGGAUCAGGGGCUAUACCUGAUAGUGAAGAAGCGCAAGAAAUCGGUGUUUCAGUCCAUGUGCUUAGUGGGGAGAAGCCUCAAGACACCAUUAAGAUACGGGGCGAAGCCAAGAACAGAACGCUCACCCUUCUAAUCGAUACUGGGAGCACGCAUAGUUUUAUCGAUUUACGGGUAGCCAAGGAAAUUGGAGCAAGGAUGGAAGCAGCCCCGCCUUUGGUGGUCACCAUAGCUGAUGGACACAAGAUGUUAAGCAAACUUAAGUGCCCUGAAUUUUCAUGGACUAUGCAGGGGCAAAGGUUUGUAACGGAGUUACGAGUAAUCCGAAUCGAGGGUGUCAGCAUUGUGUUGGGCAUUGACUGGCUUAAGUCUUAUGGGAAGGUGACCUUCGAUUUCUUGCUAAAUUCGGUUACCAUCGUAAAGGACGGGCAGAAAUUGGAGUUAAAGGGGAUUGAGGAAGGAGCUAAAUUGAAAAUGAUCACGGCAGCCCAGUGGAAUCAGGAGAUGUGUACGGGGGAGUGCUAUCUGUUGAGCCACCAAUUGAUGCCCGACAAAACCGAGGCAACAGCAAACGUCCACCCCUGGAUUCAGCAGGUUCUGGAGCAAUAUAAGGAUGUUUUCGAGGAGCCGAAAGGGAUGCCACCAGCCCGCGUUGAGGACCACAAAAUUCUGCUACAACCCAACACGGCUCCCAUUAACGUAAGGCCGUAUAGGUACUCAUAUGAGCAAAAAGAAGAGAUUGAGAAACAAAUAAGGGAACUAUUGAAUAACUCAAUAAUACAGAGGAGUAACAGCCCAUUCGCUUCACCGGCCUUGUUGGUUAAGAAAAAGGACGGAAGUUGGAGGAUGUGUAUUGAUUACCGUCAACUUAACAAAUCUACCAUAAAGGAUAAAUUUCCCAUACCUAUCAUCGAUGAUUUAUUAGACGAGCUGGGAGGUUCGAAACACUUCUCCAAAAUAGAUCUUCGAUCCGGCUAUCAUCAAAUCAGGAUGGACCCCGCCGAUGUUCCAAAGACAGCAUUCCGAACUCAUCAAGGGCAUUAUGAGUUUCGGGUUAUGCCCUUUGGCCUCACCAACGCACCUGCCACUUUCCAGGCGAUUAUGAAUUGCACGUUCGAACCCUAUCUAAGGAAGUUCAUUUUGGUGUUCUUUGAUGAUAUAUUGGUCUAUAGUAAAAGUCUGGAGGAUCAUGUGAAACACUUGCGGAUUACAUUGGAAGAGUUGCGGAGAAAUCAAUUAUAUGCUAAACGGAGCAAGUGUUACUUUGGGCAAGACCAGGUGGAAUAUUUAGGCCACAUAAUUUCAGCAGAGGGCGUAGCUACAGAUCCGACCAAAAUUGAAGCUAUGAUCAAUUGGCCAACACCUAAGUCGGUUAAAGAGCUUCGGGGAUUUUUAGGACUAACAGGAUACUACCGAAAGUUCAUUCAAGGAUAUGGAAAGAUUAGUAAGCCCUUAACCGACUUAUUAAGAAAGGAUCAGUUUUGUUGGAGCGAGGAAUCCCAAUUAGCCUUCGAAGAGUUGAAAACUGCUAUGACUACCGCCCCGGUAUUAGCGAUGCCCAAUUUUGAUCGAUCUUUUACUUUAGAAGUUGAUGCGUGUGACACAGGGAUAGGGGCAGUAUUGUCUCAAGACGAGAAACCCAUUGCUUAUCUGAGCAAGGCAAUUGGAGGAAAACACUUGGGAUUAUCGACAUAUGAAAAAGAGUUCCUAGCUAUACUCAUGGCCUUGCAAAAGUGGAAGCACUAUUUGAGCAUGAGGACCUUUGUGAUUAGGACGGAUCACGAAAGUCUAAAAUACCUAUUAGAACAGAGGGUGACAACUCCGAUGCAACAAAAGGGAAUGAUGAAGUUAAUGGGAUUUGAUUACACCAUCCAGUACAGGAAGGGGAAGGAAAAUGCGGCGGCCGAUGCCUUGUCAAGAGUGACAGGGGAAAAGGGCGUUACUUUAGCUAUAACAGCGGCGAUACCGAGCUGGGUGCAGGAAGUGACUGAGAGUUAUUUGGGAGAUCCCCAGUGCGAGAAGUUGAUCUGUGAGCUUCCUUUACAGUCAACUAAUCAAGGGGAUUAUUCGUACCACAAUGAAUUGCUGAGGCAUAAAGGUAAGCUGUACAUUGGGAAAUCAGGGCACCUGAGGGAGAAGGUUAUCGAUCAAAUGCACAAUUCCGCAUUGGGAGGCCAUUCAGGUAUCCAGAAUACUUACCGCAGAAUUAAACAACAUUUUUAUUGGCCGGGAUUAAAGAAGGAAGUAGAAGAAUGGGUAAAAGGAUGUGCAACAUGCGCUCAGAACAAGGUGGAUGGAACUCCACAUGCGGGCUUACUGCAGCCUCUACCUAUACCACACCAAGUUUGGGAGGAGGUAAGUAUGGAUUUCAUAGAGGCCCUACCCAAAUCAGAAGGGAAGGAUGCGAUUAUGGUUGUGGUAGAUAGACUUACGAAGUACGCCCAUUUUGUGUCUUUAAAGCACCCUUUUUCAGCACCAGUAGUGGCAAGAACUUUCAUGGACACCAUUUAUAAAUUGCACGGAUGUCCGAAGAGGAUAGUCUCAGAUAGGGACAAAAUAUUCACAAGCCAGUUUUGGAAGGAGCUUUUUCAGUCCAUGGGAACUAAAUUGCAAAUGAGCUCGGCUUAUCAUCCGGAGACUGACGGCCAAACGGAACGAGUGAAUCGAUGUUUGGAAACUUAUCUAAGAUGCCUUUGCUUCCAACAUCCAAAAAAAUGGCAUUCCUGGUUAGCUUUGGCAGAAUGGUGGUACAACACGAGUUUCCACUCCUCGAUAGGUAUGACCCCAUAUGAAGCGCUAUACGGGUACCCUCCCCCCAACUAUUUGGUGACCUCAAUUACCUCUAGCACAUCUCCGGAAUUUAGAGAAUGGGCUAAGGAAAGGGAAGGCUUAACUCAUGAGCUAAGGGAUCGGCUACAAGUAGCACGUAGUAGGAUGAAACAACAGGUCGACCGACAUCGAAAAGAGAAAGAGUAUGCCAUAGGAGAUUGGGUAUACCUCAAAUUACAACCCUAUAGACAAACCACUGUGGCUAUAAGGAGGAACCUGAAGCUAGCUGCGAGGUAUUACGGACCUUUCCAAAUUAUGGAGCGCAUCGGUCCAGUAGCAUACAAGUUGCAACUACCCGAGGGGUCAAGGGUGCACCCAGUGUUUCAUGUGUCUCUGUUAAAGAAAAGUUCCCCAGCAGCUGUGCCGGCUUCACCGAACGUGCCGACCUUAAGAGAAGACGAUGAGUUACUGACGGAGCCUGAGAAGAUCCUGGAGAGGAGGAUGGUACAAAGGGGUAAUAAGGCUGUGACCGAAGUGUUGGUGAAAUGGGGAGCCGAGGAGCAUGAACAGGUCAGCCAUGAUGAUCGAGAUGGAGCAGGGAGUCCAUGGGGGAAGUGGCGACAGCAGGAAGGGAUAGGUGAUGGGGUAGAAACUGGGAGCAGGGCGGACUUCGGAUCGGAGCUAGAGGAGGAUGGAGCGGAUAAAAAGGCGAACCCAAUACCCGGCGGAUUGUGGAGAUUGGGAGGAGAAGGACCCGGAACCCGCUUACCCGGCAACAGGCGGCCAUUGGGCCUAGUCGUUCCGUUUGCAGGCCCAUGUUCCAUCGAUUCGACCCACGAGGAGUCUCAGCAGCCCGAUUCAUAA